CUCACGCAACAGAUUGCCAAUGCCAUUCAGCAGAUUCUUGAGCCUCAGGGGGUUGGUGUGAUCAUGGAAGCAAGCCACAUGUGCAUGGUCACACGAGGCACUCAAAAAUUCGCCGCCAUGACGACAACCUGCUGUAUGACCGGCGUAUUGCAGCGUGACGGCAGGGCCAGGGAUAACUUCUACUUCCUUCUCAAUCGGCGAUAA
Messenger RNA from Aspergillus welwitschiae, 204 nucleotides. RefSeq lists its product as uncharacterized. Gene Ontology annotation, cellular component: cytoplasm. Gene Ontology annotation, biological process: tetrahydrobiopterin biosynthetic process; tetrahydrofolate biosynthetic process. The annotation marks the transcript as partial. The record is from RefSeq and is a predicted model, not a curated record. Lineage: Eukaryota; Fungi; Ascomycota; Eurotiomycetes; Eurotiales; Aspergillaceae. The transcript has a single exon. Gene Ontology annotation, molecular function: GTP cyclohydrolase I activity; GTP binding; zinc ion binding.